AUGAGGCUUAUCACUAUCAUAUUCGCUACCACAACCUUGGCGCAGUACUGUAAGCCCCCUCCGUCAGGCUGCCAGGUGCUUAACUGCAACGAUUGGUAUCCCCCAGGACCUCACGGGCUUUGUUUCCGCGACGACGGAAAACCUAAAUGCCCCGGUACUCGCCUGACAUGCUGCCGAUCACAGCUUGAUGCAGCCCCUUAUUGCUACUAG
Molecule: messenger RNA, 210 nt
Organism: Colletotrichum truncatum
Lineage: Eukaryota; Fungi; Ascomycota; Sordariomycetes; Glomerellales; Glomerellaceae
Source: RefSeq, a predicted model, not a curated record